CCGGUAUUCCCACCGCCACCGUGUCAGAAUACCGGGCCGGCUGCUCGGCUCUUCUCUGCAGCAGAACCUUACCUGUUCUUUGGUUCAGCACUCGCUUCUCUCGCAUGCACAGUCUGCAGUCUCUUGGUCAUCCCCUGUACUGUCAGCAGUCUCUGGUCAUCCCCUGUACUGUCAGCAGUCUCUGGUCAUCCCCUGUACUGUGUCUGCAGUCCCUGGUCAUCCCCUGUACUAUGUCUGCAGUCUCUGGUCAUCUCCUGUACUAUGUCCGUAGUCUGUGAUCAUCUCCUGUACUGUGUCCGCAGUCUCUGGUCAUCUCCUGUACUAUGUCCGCAGUCUCUGGUCAUCUCCUGUGCUAUGUCCGCAGUCUCUGGUCAUCUCCUGUACUGUGUCCGCAGUCUCUGGUCAUCUCCUGUACUGUGUCCGCAGUCUCUGGUCAUCUCCUGUAGUAUGUCUGCAGUCUCUGGUCAUCUCCUGUAGUACGCCCCCAGUCUCUGGUCCAUCUCCUGUACUAUGUCCGCAGUCUCUGUUCAUCUCCUGUACUAUGUCUGCAGUCUCUGGUCAUCUGCUGUACUAUGUCUGAAAUCUCUGGUUAUUUCCUGUACUAUGUCUGCAGUC
Molecule: messenger RNA, 615 nt
Organism: Staurois parvus
Lineage: Eukaryota; Metazoa; Chordata; Amphibia; Anura; Ranidae
Source: the annotation of a GenBank genome assembly